This is a messenger RNA of Recurvomyces mirabilis, 885 nucleotides long. RefSeq lists its product as uncharacterized. The coding region runs from base 1 to 885 and encodes 294 amino acids. The transcript is spliced from 2 exons. Lineage: Eukaryota; Fungi; Ascomycota; Dothideomycetes; Mycosphaerellales; Teratosphaeriaceae. The record is from RefSeq and is a predicted model, not a curated record.
AUGUCAACUUGGGAGUGGCCCGCGUACACCAAGACCAUUCAUAGGUCGGUCUAUCCUGCCAUCAACCCAACGAAUCCACUCAAUAGUGUUACCGGUAAAGUCGUCGUCGUAACAGGAGGCGGGGCUGGCGUCGGCCGCCACAUCUCCGAAGCAUUUUCCAAAGCUGGCGCCAAAGCGGUGGCCAUCCUUGGUCGACGCGAAGAAGUCUUGAAAGCAGCAAGAGCAGAGAUCGAGAAGGCCGGCAAGGCCAGGGUCCUAACUUACAAGGCUGAUGUGGUCGACGAGGCCGCGCUGAAUGCAGCCUUUGCCAGCAUUGAGAAGGAGGUUGGCAAGGUCGACAUCGUGGUCGCCAAUGCUGGGUACCUGCCCACUCCUGCACCGGCAGCCGAGGUUGAUCUCAAGGAGUGGUGGAAAGCUUUUGAGAUCAAUAUCUUGGGCACACUGCUUACCUUCCGUGCUUUCACGGCGCACAAGAGCAAGGAUGCACCUACCUUCAUCUCGGUCAAUACUGGCGCAGCUCAUGCCGGCUCUUUCCCGGGUUUCAGUGGCUACACUGUGUCGAAGCUUGGUGCGGCACAGCUCAUCGCAUCGCUCCAGGUUGAGAAUCCGGACAUGCGGAUUAUAUCGUAUCAUCCUGGUGUGCUUGAGACGGACAUGAACGCUAAGUCCGGCAUGCCCGUCAGUAAGGACGAAUUCAGCUUACCGGCUGGUUUCGCAGUAUGGCUCGCCAGUCCGGCUGCCGACUUCACGAAAGGCAGAUUCUUGUGGGCGCAUUGGGAUGUGGAUGAGCUGUUGCACAUGGAGGAGGAGAUCCAGUCGAAGAACGAGCUGGUGGUGGGCCUGAGCGGAUGGCCUAAGCAGGUCGAGAUGAACGUGGUAGAUUAG